UUCAGUUCCCAUUUCAUUCAGCCUGUUAGCUUUGGGUUUCUUCCACCAUGUCUGAAUCCACCGUGUAUCCUCAUUUUAAACUGGCAGAGCCUCGCUUUGAUCAGAGGUAACCAAUAAUGAGAACAUCAGACCCUAAAAAGAAGGAUAUUAGAUCCCAAAAAGGAGGGCAUCAGACCCCAAAAAGGACAUCAGACUCCAUAAAAGGAGGACAUCAGAGCCUCGCCUAAAUUAAUGUGUGGAACUUCUACUGUACAACACUUUAAAGAUGGCACCUUACCCCAAGGUGUAACCAACGCACAGGCUAUCCUCCAUCCAGACACUGGAGAGAAGAUCCCCAUGCCCUUUCGCAUGUCAGGUUUUAUUCUCUUUGGUCCACCAGUGGUUAUUGGUCUCCUACUGCCCAAUCCAACCCUGGCCUCAACAAUCUUCUGACAAUGGCUGAACCAGAGCCAUAAUGCCUGUGUGAACUACUGCAAUUGCAAUGCCACAAAGCCUACACAGAGGUCUAAAUUCUUUCUUGGAUACCUGGGUGCAGUCAGCAGUGCAGUCACCAUUGCAGUGGGUCUUAAUGUUCUGAUUAGGAGAGCUGAACAUUUCAGCCCAGCCACACGACUUCUGGUUCAAAGAUUCAUCCCUUUUCCAGCUGCCAGUAGUGCCAAUGUGUGCAGUGUGCUGCUGAUGCGCCACAGUGAGCUGUUUGAGGGCAUCAGUGUACUGGUGGGCAUUUCAAGGCUGGCAGCUAGAUGGGCUUUGUUGGAGACAGCAGUACGUGUGUUUCUGCCAGUGCCCAUCCUUUUGCUACCGCCCAUGUUGAUGACCAUGCUGGAGAGACUUCCUCUGCUGCAGGCUCACUGUCGUCUUGUGCUGCCAGUACACAGCUUGGUUUGUCUUGCUGCUUUCAGUCUGGCCCUGCCUCUUGCCAUCAGUUUGUUCCCACAGAACAGUCAGAUUGAUGUGUCUCAGCUUGAGCCAGAGAUCUCUGUGGCAACACAGUGCAAGGUGCUGACCUACAAGAAAGGUCUUUAACAAAUCAUACACUUCAGUGCUAGGUGAUAAAUGACUGAAAAAUCUACUUUUGGAGACCUUUAUAACAUGACUGAAACUGUGAGUUCAAAUGCAAAGCACGAAGCUUCACAGUGUUUGGUUCUAACCUGCUGCGGAUGUGGGUGUGGAUGUUAUCACUUGCAUACUGCAACAGGCACAUUCAAACCUUAGAACUAAUCACUUUAAAUAUGCCGUUGUUUACUCGAGGAAAUUAACACCAAAUUAACUGGAAAUCAACAAACAGAACAACAGAUUGAGUGCUUUAAUUUUCUCUUUUUUAGCUGUUUAUAGAAUGCAUGACAACAUAAACUGUUUUCCUUCAUACACCUAUAUUACUUGAGGAAUUAAGCAAUUAAAUGUGAUAAUUAAGGGGAAAGAAAGAA
Trichomycterus rosablanca is the source of this 1427-nucleotide messenger RNA. It is a transcript of the gene sfxn5a, whose product is annotated as sideroflexin 5a. The record is from RefSeq and is a predicted model, not a curated record. Gene Ontology annotation, cellular component: mitochondrial inner membrane. Gene Ontology annotation, biological process: citrate transport; mitochondrial transmembrane transport; monoatomic ion transport. Lineage: Eukaryota; Metazoa; Chordata; Actinopteri; Siluriformes; Trichomycteridae. Gene Ontology annotation, molecular function: citrate transmembrane transporter activity; monoatomic ion transmembrane transporter activity.